AUGGCUGCAGGAGCCUUGCCUCAAAAUGAACAACCAUAUUCUACAUUGGUGAAUAACAGUGGAUAUGCUGCAAACAUGAAAGGAAAUUCAGGACGUCCUACGCCAAAAUAUACAAAAGUUGGAGAGCGUUUGCGGCAUGUCAUUCCUGGACACGUGGCCUGUUCUAUGGCAUGUGGUGGCAAAGCUUGCAAGUAUGAAAAUGCAGCCCGCUGGGGUGAACAGGAACAAGCUAUUAAAGGGGUCUACUCGUCCUGGGUCACUGAUAAUAUCCUGGCCAUGGCACGCCCAUCCACUGAGGUCCUGGAGAAGUUCUGUAUCAUUGAGCAGUUCCGAAGCCAUGGCAUAAAAAGUAUCAUUAACCUUCAGCGUCCUGGUGAGCAUGCCAGCUGUGGGAACCCUCUGGAACAAGAAAGUGGCUUCACAUACCUUCCUGAAGCUUUCAUGGAGGCUGGCAUUUAUUUCUACAACUUUGGAUGGAAGGAUUAUGGUGUAGCGUCCCUUACCACCAUCUUAGAUAUGGUGAAGGUGAUGACAUUUGCCUUACAAGAAGGAAAAGUAGCUAUCCAUUGUCAUGCAGGGCUUGGUCGAACAGGUGUUUUAAUAGCAUGUUACUUAGUUUUUGCAACAAGAAUGACUGCUGACCAAGCAAUUAUAUUUGUUCGGGCAAAGCGACCUAAUUCCAUACAAACUCGAGGACAGCUACUCUGUGUAAGGGAAUUUACUCAGUUUCUGAUUCCUCUUCGCAAUAUAUUCUCUUGCUGUGACCCCAAGGCACAUGCUGUCACCUUAGCACAGUAUCUCAUUCGUCAGCGACACAUGCUUCACGGAUAUGAGGCACGACUUCUGAAACACAUUCCAAAAAUUAUCCACCUCGUUUGCAAAUUGCUGCUGGACUUAGCUGAGAACAGGCCAGUGGUGACGGAAAAAGGGGCAGACAUACCUGGCCUCUCAGCUGAAAUUGAAAAGACUGUUUCUGAGAUGAUCACAAGGCAGCUUGAUAAGGAGUUACUGAGACAUGAUAGUGAUGCAUCAGACUCUUUCACCCCCAGUGCAGUGGUGAUGGAUUUUGAGAAUAAGGAUGUGGUUCUUUCCAGUGAGCAAGAGUUGGACCCUCUUUGGAAGAGGCGGAAUGUCGAGUGUCUUCAGCCCCUGGCUCAUCUGAAAAGGCAGCUCAGCUACAGUGACUCAGAUUUAAAAAGGGCGGAGUCACUUCUGGAGCAAGGGAGGACUCCGUGGACAGUGCCUGCCCAGGCCUUGCUUUGCCAUAAUCCCAGGCAGCAGAAGCACAUAAGCCAUUGUUACUCCCCACAGUCUCCACAGCUAGAUUUAAAUAAGGAAAUGCUGGUCCGCAAUACAUUUUCUUUCUGGAAUCACACUAAAUUUGGAAUCCCAGAGGGACUCAAAGAUGAUGGGUCAUCAAUGUUCCAUAGGACGAGCGUUCCAAAGGAAGUACAGCGAAGCAGAACCUUCUCUUCAGGAAUUGCAGGUUCAUACAACCCUGGGGAGCCAGUUGCACCAAACUUUGCAAAUAUUCCUAAGGAACCAAACUGUUCUCAACAGAAAGUGUACCAUUAUGAGUGUGAAAGUCAUGGUGGUUGUGGCCCAAGCUCUGUUGCAGAGGAUGGUGAGACUUGCCGCCGCCCUGUUGACUGUAGGUCCAGUCCCAAAGCACAGUUCUUGGGGAAUGAAACUCAGAACAGCAAAUACCUGUCUGAAGUUGCUGCACAUAUGGCUUUACAGUCUGAGUUGAGUGUUGAAGCAAGGAGAAUACUGGCAGCCAAAGCCCUGGCAAAUUUAAAUGAUAUUGCAGAAAAGGAGGAAGUGAAAAAGAAGGUAGAGAUGUGGCAGAAAGAACUAAAUUCCCGAGACGGAGCUUGGGAAAGAAUAUGUGGCGAAAAGGAUCCUUUCAUCCUGUGCAGUUUGAUGUGGUCUUGGGUGGAGCAGCUAAAGGAGCCUGUGAUAACCAAAGAGGACAUGGACAUGUUGGUUGACAGAUGUGCAGAUGCCUCGGAAGCACUGUUCUUAUUAGAAAAGGGCCAGCAACAAACUAUUCUUUGCGUGUUGCAUUGCAUAGUGAGCCUGCAGACGAUUCCUGCAGAUGUGGAGGAAGCUGUUCUUGCCCGCGCCAUUAAAGCUUUCACUAAGGUUAAUUUUGAUUCUGAAAAUGGACCAAUAGUCUACAACACCCUGAAGAAAAUAUUUAAGCACACACUGGAAGAAAAAAGAAAAAUGACAAAAGAUAGCCCUGAGCCUGGCAUUUAG
Messenger RNA from Rangifer tarandus platyrhynchus (Svalbard reindeer), 2262 nucleotides. The record is from the annotation of a GenBank genome assembly. Lineage: Eukaryota; Metazoa; Chordata; Mammalia; Artiodactyla; Cervidae.